Messenger RNA from Neurospora tetraspora, 1263 nucleotides. RefSeq lists its product as uncharacterized. The coding region runs from base 1 to 1263 and encodes 420 amino acids. The record is from RefSeq and is a predicted model, not a curated record. The transcript has a single exon. Lineage: Eukaryota; Fungi; Ascomycota; Sordariomycetes; Sordariales; Sordariaceae.
AUGUCCACCCACACCACCCCCCUCCUCGACAGGAAGGUGCUACUAGCCCUCGUCCCCCUCGCCUCCCUCGCAGCUUCCCACCCACACGAGGGCAACCCCAACGCCAACGGGCCCUUGCACUUCUCCGAAAUUGCCCAAAGCAUCGCGGCAGCGACGAUCUCCACCCAACCAUCGUUUGCCCCUGCCCAAGGAAGCAGUAGCAGCCACUCAACACACCUGACCCCUUCGCUCCUUCACGGAAUUCUCCCAAACAUCACCAUCUCAACCAGCACAUCCACAUCCACAUCCACAGAUACAGACCCCCUCGUCAUCAUCCCCGUCACCGGCACCGUAACCGACCUCGUCAACUACGACACUUACACCAUCCCCGCCUCCCUACCACCCCUUCCUCCGCCGCCCAGCGCCACCACCACAACUACAUCGGGGGCAGAACAGGAGACAAGGACGCAUACGGUUUGGGCAACUGUUGUCAAACAGACUCAGGUGGUAACUGUCGUUAAGACACUUGCGCCUGAGCAUACCUCGUCGAUGACGUCGAGUCAGGCAUGGCCUAAGGGGGAGUGUACGGGGAAAGGAGACGUGGCAGUUAAUGGGAAGUGUGUGCCUAAGACGAUGGUUACUAGUACUACGAGGGGAACGAAGUCGUCGACUUCAACCUCUAGCAGCGUCUCCUUUACGAUCACUUCCCCAACUUCUACAACUCCCCCGAUUACUUCAACUAGCAGCAAAUCCACACCCACCUCAACAGACACAGACACAGACCCCCUCGUCAUCAUCCCCGUCACCGGCACCGUAACGGAUCUGAUCAACUACGAUACUUACACCAUCCCCGCCUCCCUGCCUCCUAUUCCUACUCCUCUCAGGGCUAGCGCUAGCGCUAGCAGCAGCCAGUCUUCGACAUCAGCCUUGACGUCAGAUGAUGAUCCAUUGGAAAUCAUCCCCGUUACUGGUACCGUUACGGAUCUGGUUGACUACGAUACGGUGACGCUGCCGAGUGCGACUGCUACUACGGUGGUGGUCAUCCCCGUCAGCAGCAGCAGUAGUAGUAGUACAAAGAGCCAGAACGUGGGACAGAUGCUGGAACAUAUCCAGGGGAUGGGACAGAGCAGCCGUGUUGUGGUGCAUCCUACUGUGAACGUGGGGGAUAGGUUGACGGUUCUGAGUGGGAGUGAUGGGAGGACUACUAUUACGAGGGCUAGUCCUACGGCUACAAGCAGUACGGCGGCAGGGGGGGAUGAUGGGAAGGUCUGUAAGGAGGAGUAG